GUUGGUAACAUUUGUUGUCAAUGUCAGUCUUCCUUGAUCUAUCAAGAUUCUUCGUUAAUUAUUGCAAAAUGAGAAAAUAGAUUGGAAAGCCCGUAAAAAAUUAAAUAAAGUUAUUGUAUGUUGAGUAGCAGAGUGUGAAGAGGAGACUCAACAGUUUGAGAAAAUGUAUUUUUCUAUCCCUGACACCCAAGAAUUAAACGACGGUAAUGGAUCCACAUAUGUGGGCUUCAACGUUCAUAUCAAUGGGGUGUUCCAUUGCACAGUUCGAUACAAGCAAAUGUACAACUUGCAUGAGCAGUUACGCAAGGAAUAUGGUGCUGACAUUCUGCCCACAUUUCCACCCAAGAAACUUUUACCAUUAACUGGAGGUCAACUGGAAGAAAGGAGAGCUUCUUUAGAGAAAUACAUUCAAAUUUUGGGCCAGGAUUCAAAGAUGACAGCUUCAGAACUAUUGUCAGGCUUCCUACUAUCUGCUCAGCAAGAGACUACUGGAGAGAGAAAACAGGAGAUUAACAUAGAUGUAUAUACAAUGACUAAUCAUCAAAUCUCCAUGACAGUAUUGUCUACAGACAGAACAUCUCAGGUGUUGUCAAAAGCCUGUAGCCAAAUCAAUUUACCUCCUGAAUAUGCCUCCUACUUUGCAUUGUUCCUCAUCAGAAAGGAGGACAAUGGUGAUAUUAUUUUAGUGCGAAAAUUACAGGACUUUGAGUCCCCUUACAUAUCUCACAAGUCCAUCCAAGAUGCUGAUAAGAUUGUGAUCAGGAGAAAUUACUGGCUCAUCAACUAUGACUUAGAAUUAAUGACUGAUCCUGUUGCUCUGAAUUUACUAUAUACCCAAACGGUAUCUGACAUUGAAAAAGGCUGGAUCUUGUGUACAAAGGAGGUACGCUCCCAGAUGGCUCAUUUGCAGGCAAGACUAGCCAAACGAGAAUACAUUGACACCGCGAGGACUCUAAAAUACUAUGGUUACAUGCAGUUCCAACCUUGCUAUUGCGAUUAUCCGUCUCCUCAAACAAAAGUUUUAGUAGCGAUUGGAGGACAAGAACUGAGUCUGAGAAUUAUUACAGGUCCAAUCGUUAAAGAAGGCUGUUUCAAAGUGACGCGUAUGCGAUGCUGGAGGAUUACAGCCAUUCAUAAUAAAAUGAAUAUUGCAAGUAACAGCAGUAGUAGCCUCAACAGCGACGUGGAGUUGUCUUUCGAAUAUUUGAUGUCCAAAGACAACUUGCAGUGGGUAUCUAUCAUGAGUAGUCAAGCAAUUCUUAUGUCCAUAUGCUUGCAAUCUAUGGUUGAUGAGCUGCUGCUUGUGAAGAAUGGCCUAAGACCUAGGCAAGUGAACGACGCCAGAAGGAACUGGUCCUACAUGAAGAGAGACGGAUCAAGCCAAAUCAUCAGUCUGGAUGAGCCAGACGUAUAUCCAACCACGACAUCUCACAACGGUAAUUCGCAUUCCAAGAUAUCCGAUUCAUUUUCGAUAAAACGACUACAGGAGAAGUUCUCGACGGUGUCCUUUAAAUCAGGGAAGGAGUUCGUUGAAAAUCAUGCUUUCGAAGGAAUCAGCGAUGACGACCUCUAAGUCCUCUGUGUAUUUUACAUUAACAACGCUUUUCGAUUAAUUUGCCAUUUUCUGUUUAUGUUUCCUAAAGAUAUUGGAUAAAAUAGAAAUAACUCUAUCGGCCCUUUAACAAGGUAUAGUCGGCGCAGGCUAUGCAACUGAUGCUUACGUGAUCAUUAUAAUUAUAUAUAUUUUUUUAUAUGUUAAUUUUAUUAGAGCAACUAUUUUUAAUUGGACAAGAACUGAGUUGGAUCCUGAUUAGAGAAGGGCACAUUGUUUGCCAGAAUUGUCCAAGUAGUUUUA
Messenger RNA from Nicrophorus vespilloides, 1855 nucleotides. It is a transcript of the gene Snx17, whose product is annotated as sorting nexin-17. Gene Ontology annotation, cellular component: early endosome. Gene Ontology annotation, biological process: intracellular protein transport. Gene Ontology annotation, molecular function: phosphatidylinositol binding. Bases 164 to 1573 code for a protein of 469 amino acids. The transcript is spliced from 5 exons. The record is from RefSeq and is a predicted model, not a curated record. NCBI's taxonomy places the organism in Eukaryota, Metazoa, Arthropoda, Insecta, Coleoptera, Silphidae.